Messenger RNA from Passer domesticus (house sparrow), 686 nucleotides. RefSeq lists its product as uncharacterized. The transcript is spliced from 2 exons. Lineage: Eukaryota; Metazoa; Chordata; Aves; Passeriformes; Passeridae. The coding region runs from base 32 to 541 and encodes 169 amino acids. The record is from RefSeq and is a predicted model, not a curated record.
UCGUGUCGCAGUCUCUAAUCUCUGCUGUUGCAUGUCCUGGGCAGGCAAGCGUGGGCGACGCAGCAGUGCAGGAUCGCUAGACAGCAAUAUGGAAGGGUCCAUCAUUAGCAGUCCUCACAUGCGCCGAAGAGCUACAUCAACCCGAGAGUGUCCAUCUCGCCCUCACCAGACUAUGCCCAACUCCUCCUCACUCCUAGGGUCCCUGUUCGGUAGCAAGAGGGGCAAGCCCCCCUCGCAGAGCCACGCGGCCGCGCAGACCCCGCACCACGCGGAGGGCGCGGCCGCCGCGCCGCACCCGCACCACGCGCAGUUCUGCCACCAGAACCCGCCGCCCUACCACCACCACCACCACUACCACCCGCCCCCGCACCCGCACCCGCACCAGUACCACCAGCACGGGCACGGCCACGGGCACGGCCCCUACCUGCCGCACGCCCCGCACCACGGCCCGCACCACGGCCCGCACCACCACGGGCCGCCCCCGCCGCCCGCCGCCGCCAGCACCAAGCCCAAACACAGCGGCAUCAGCACCAUAGUCUAGGCCUAAAGACCCUCCUCGUGACUCUAGUUCCAAACCCAGCUGCAAAGGCACUUAGAGGAAGCAACAAAAUCACACCGUCAGUUUUUACCCAGGCCGUUUAAUGAGCUUAAAGGCUUGCUGUUACUAAAUAAAAUAAUUCCAGUUA